AUGGCCUCUGCCCAAUACCCAAUUGUCUUCAUUGCCAUUGUGCUUGUGGCAAUGCUGGAUCUUCUCCAGACUGCCCAUGCACAGGAAGAUGCUACAAACAACACGUUGCCCAUGGAUAUUCUCCAGUCCGCCCCGAUCAUUCCAGUUGAUACAGCGGAUGCCUCCGCAGUGGUCCAGCCGAGCAAUUCUUCGUUGGUGGCAACUCGGCCAGAUAUUGCGGCCCCGCCACCUUCUAAUAUAACUUCUCUACCCCAGGCAUCGGAACUUCCCCACCCUGGUGACGAUGAUGAUGACAGUGACGAUGGCGAUGACGGCGACAACUCACUAGGCCGCCGCCAGCAAUGUCAAGGAGGUCCGCUGGCCUCCCCCAUUGCGCUCUGGACAAACGUCAAGAUCCUCGCAGAUCGAGUCUGUGAGGUUUGGUUUCCCAACAACCAAGUCUUCUAUGUAAAGGCACCUCUUCCGCCCCCGGGUGCUAUCUCCGUCAGGAUCCCUGUGCCAAACAACCCAACUUUCAACUUCAAAUAUAUCACCCGGGGAAGCCCACCUAUAGCCGAUCUUGUUACGCCACUCACAAGCAAAAUCUGUAAAGACCGAUAUGAUGCGAUCCUAGCCUUUGCUGCCAAUCAGGCGAACUUUGGGUGCACCAAUCCGCCUAAUGUGCACGACGGGGAUGAUUGUAAUAAUGGUACUCAUUCUGCUUGCUUUAGCUUUUUGUUAAGCUGA
Molecule: messenger RNA, 726 nt
Organism: Aspergillus wentii DTO 134E9
Lineage: Eukaryota; Fungi; Ascomycota; Eurotiomycetes; Eurotiales; Aspergillaceae
Exons: 3
Coding region: 1-726 (241 amino acids)
Source: RefSeq, a predicted model, not a curated record